CAAAUCGAGCGCGUAGUAUGACUCAACAAUAGGGCAGGCGAACCUUAUUUUUAAGAUUAUACAAUUCAGCGACAUGACAGACGAACUGUUUAUGAUUCAUUGGCACGAUUAGACAUCAGAUAGAAAGCGUUUUUAUCUGUACAUUUACUGAUAAAAUUUUUUUGUUUGACUCGAGGUUAAUAUUCUUAUUAUCAGUCAAGUGAAGAUGAUAGUAGACAAAAAUACAAAAAACGUAGUAACAGUACAAAGUAAUUAGAUUAUAUAAUUAUUUUUUCUUGUGGGAGAACAAAACGACAUGUAAUAUAUAAUUGUGUGGACAACAAGAAGUUAUUUUUUUGUCUCUUCGUUUUUUCUUGUUUUAUUAGUCAUUUUAUACAAAUGUUUCGAAAGUGCAACUUUAUCAGGCAGCUUUGUGGUGCUGUGAAUGUGUCCACGGAAACUGCUGCGAUAGCAGAAGCCUCAACUCGAUUCCAGAAGUUCAAAGCAAGAUUAGAGAAGGAUAAACAGGAUGGGAUACUCACCGAUACAUUUAAACGCAAACACACAUAUCUCAGGAUAUCAGUCACUGAGCGUUGCAACCUCCGCUGCACAUAUUGCAUGCCAGCAGAAGGUGUCAAGCUAACCAAGAAAGAUGGUAUCUUACAAACAGAUGAAAUAAUACAGAUAGCUGAUUUGUUUGUCAAGGAAGGAGUGCGCAAGAUACGUUUGACUGGAGGGGAGCCUACGGUUCGCAAGGAUAUUGUUGACAUUGUUGCACAACUUAAGCAGUUGAGCAACUUGGAGCAGGUUGCAAUCACUACAAAUGGGCUGACCUUGACUCGCCAGUUGCCAGCUCUUCAAAGAGCAGGAUUAGAUGCACUGAAUAUAUCCUUGGAUACCCUCAAGGAGAAGCGCUUUGAAAUAUUCACACGCAGGCAGGGUUGGGCAAGAGUCAUGGCUGCAAUAGAUCUUGCUGUCCAGAUUGGCUACAAUCCUGUAAAGGUCAAUUGUGUCAUAAUGCGAGGGCGAAACGACGACGAAAUCACUGAUUUCAUCGACUUCACGAGAGAUCGCCCUAUCGACGUGCGUUUCAUAGAAUAUAUGCCGUUCCAAGGGAACGAAUGGAAGGAAAAUAAGAUGGUGUCGUUCGACGAAAUGAAAAAGAUAAUACGAGAGAAAUAUCCCGAUUUCCGAGCUCUGCCGAAUCAGCCCAACGACACGUCUAAGGCUUAUCAAGUGCCGGGAUUCGUAGGACAGGUUGGAUUUAUCACAUCUAUGAGCCAACACUUCUGUAGCUCGUGCAACCGCUUGAGAAUCACGGCAGAUGGAAAUUUGAAGGUGUGUUUGUUCGAAGGGAAAGGCGAGGUCUCGCUGAGAGACGCUUUGCGAAACGGUGCAUCGGAAGAUACACUCAAGGAACUGAUAAGAGGAGCGGUGUUGCGGAAGAAGAAACAACACGCAGGAAUGUUCAAUCUAACUCAAAUGGAAAACAGGCCGAUGAUUUUGAUCGGGGCUAAUCGUAGGAUGAAAUUAUCGCGGAAAGCGCACAAUAUCGCGCCGAUACACGUGGACGCGCGGCACACGUGUCUGCCGCACACGUUCGCGAAGUUCAGGAGUAACGCGAGCGUUAGAAUGUAUUCGUCCUUCUCGCACGUGGACGAGAGCGGUAAAGCUAAUAUGGUGGAUGUCGGAGAGAAGAGCGACAGCAAGCGGAAAGCGAUAGCGGCGGGAUACGUGAAGAUAGAUCCCGCGCUCACUCGUCUCAUCGCGCAGAACAGCUUGAAGAAGGGCGACGUGCUGUCGGUGGCUGAGCUGGCCGGUACUAUGGCCGCUAAACGGACUUCCGAGCUUAUACCGCUCUGUCAUCCGCUCGCUUUGACUUACAUCAAGGUGACAGCGAAAUUGGAUGAGCGUUCGCACCGGGUGGAGAUCGUGUCGGAGGUGAGGUGUUGUGGUAAAACAGGCGUCGAGAUGGAAGCUUUAACCGCCGUGAGUGUUGCGGCGCUUACGAUUUAUGACAUGUGCAAGAACGCAGCCGCCCCUGGCACGAUGGAAAUUCACGGUAUCGAAUUGGUAUCGAAAACGGGCGGCACGAAGGGCGAUUUCAAAGUAGAUAAAGCGUAAAUUCGGUAUUUCUGUGUUUCUCGCUGAUAACAAGAUGUAAAUUCCGAUCAUAUCUUUCUAUGAUAGUUCUACAGGCAAUGCGGGAAGCGAUAUGAUUUAGUACAAAAGAGGUCAAAAAAGAGAUUUUGCACUGAGAAAAAAUACUUGAAGAUUUAUUUGUGGGAUAUGAAGUUUAUUUCUGAGAAUAAACUUUAUAUUGCACGAAUUUGCAAGUAUUUUUUCCCUCAAUGUAGGAAAAAGUCUAAUACACUGAGAAAAAAUAAUUAAAAAUUGAUUUGUGGGAUAUGAACUUUAUUUCUGUGAAUAAACUUUAUAUCGCACGAAUUUUUAAGUAUUUUUUCCCCUCAGUGUAGGAGAAAGUCUAAUACAUUGAGAAAAAAUAAUUAAAAAUUGAUUUGUGGGAUAUAAAGUUUUUUUCUGUGAAUAACUUAUGUAUUAUUUCACAAAUUUUCAAUAUUUGUAUUUUUUCUCAGUGUAGAUUUCUUAUUUCGUUCAUUUAGUUUUCGUAAUAUUAUGUUUAUACAGUCUAUUUUGACAUGCGUAGAAACAGUACUUUUAUAUACGCAUAUAUAUUCUAUGUAAGAUUUUAUAUACAUAUGUUAUAUAUAUUUUUAUUUAUAUACAUAUGUUAUAUAUAUAUUUUUGUCACAAAUGGUGUUGGGUGAUACAAUUACGUUAUAAUUGUUAUAUAUCUAUUGUAACAUAAUUGUUAUAUAUCUAUUGUAACAUGUACUUUUUUUCUUAAUUCUUUUAGGCCUUUAUUCUGAACUCUCUUUUAUCGCUAAAAGCGCCUCGCUAAAAGUGCCUCUGAACGAUAAGUCAAUCAGAUGGUAGAAGAUUUGUAAGUCAUAUUUAGAAGCACUUUUAUUGAUAAAAAAACUCAGAAUAAUUCUUCCCCUGGCAUUACAGGCGAAGAAUUUCGCAAGUUCUGCAUAAUAACUAAUCUGUAUUUAAAAUGAAUGCGUAUUAGACGUGUUACACAGUAUUUUUGUAUCUAUUUUUAUUUUCUUACGUGUGUACCUGGUCAGUGCAAAGACGGAAGGAGUGUUAUUCGAUCACAUUUAAGGAAAACUUGUCAAUUCCAAUAUUACAAUUCUUCGCAGUUUGAAUAAGAUACAAUAAGUAGACAUAAGUUUACCAAAAAGGGUCUAGAUAGAGAAAAAAAUAUGGUAUAAAAAUAAUUAUAGUGGACAUGCGUUGUAAAUUAUCGGCCGAAAUGCUUCCAAGCGUGUCAGUGAUCGAUUUGACAUUUUGUAAGUGGAAACAAAUGUAUUUAAGUAAGCUUGAACAUGAACAAAUGCGAUUAAAUUAGGAGCAAAAUUAUUCAGACAAUUGUAUCAUUACGUAGGAAAAUGCGACAAAUUUCUAUUGUUAACAUGCGUCUUGUCAUGUGAGCUUCGACAAGCAGCGGAGGACGCGAGAACACUUUGAAAAAACCCCAUAUAAUAUGGUAAUGUAGCUGAAUUGUCCAAUCUACGUCUCAAUAAUUAGCAGCUCGAUACCAUCGCGGGUAUUAACAAGCGCAGGGCCGCGUAACGCGUCCGUCGCGAGUGGAAAAGCGCACGGUACGACCCUAGUAAUCGGAUCUUGCCCAAACUUUCUCUCUAUAGCGUACACUGUAAGUUACGGACGAUCUACGUCGUACUUGUUAAAGCGUUGUUGUGUUUGGAGAGACUUUAUCGCAAUAUAUAUAUACAUACAUACAUA
Odontomachus brunneus is the source of this 3810-nucleotide messenger RNA. It is a transcript of the gene Mocs1, whose product is annotated as molybdenum cofactor biosynthesis protein 1. The record is from RefSeq and is a predicted model, not a curated record. The transcript is spliced from 8 exons. NCBI's taxonomy places the organism in Eukaryota, Metazoa, Arthropoda, Insecta, Hymenoptera, Formicidae. The coding region runs from base 379 to 2103 and encodes 574 amino acids. Gene Ontology annotation, molecular function: metal ion binding; cyclic pyranopterin monophosphate synthase activity; GTP 3',8'-cyclase activity. Gene Ontology annotation, biological process: Mo-molybdopterin cofactor biosynthetic process.